Molecule: messenger RNA, 2397 nt
Organism: Sus scrofa (pig)
Lineage: Eukaryota; Metazoa; Chordata; Mammalia; Artiodactyla; Suidae
Gene: SLC16A13
Product: solute carrier family 16 member 13
Biological process (GO): transmembrane transport; monocarboxylic acid transport
Molecular function (GO): monocarboxylic acid transmembrane transporter activity
Source: RefSeq, a predicted model, not a curated record
CGCCGAGGAGUUCCGCGUUUUCAUUGGUGAGCUGCAGACGGGGAUGUCGGCCGGGCUGGCCAGGUGCUGACCCUUCCGAUGAUAAGAUUGAUGAUCCACCCGGAGGCUGGCGCCCCAGGGGUGGGGCUCAAAGCCAGUGCUGCCCCCGCCCCCGGGCUCCUAGACCGAAUGGCCGCCCCUGCCUCCGUCUGUCCCACCCGGGCCCGGACUCUCGACUACCGCCAGCGUAGCCACGCCCCCUGGCGCUGAACGCGGGGGGCCAGCGAGGGCCUGGUCACCCCACCUAUAUCGCUCCCCCACUAAGGAAAAGGCGCAGGCGCCUCACGCAGCCUCUCUGCAUCUUUCAAGCCCUCGUAGGUGCUUUCCUCGCUACCAUCCUCUCCGCCCCCGCGCGGUCCGGAGCCGGCCGGCUGGGUGGCCAGGUGGGUGGGCGCAACCUCCUGAGCCCUGCUCCCGAAGGUCUCUUGGUGGCGGCUGCCCUGUUGCCUCCCUGAUGGCACAUAGGGCUGAGCCCCCCGACGGGGGCUGGGGAUGGAUGGUGGUGCUCUCAGCGUUCUUCCAGUCGGCGCUGGUGUUCGGGGUGCUCCGCUCCUUCGGCGUCUUCUUUGUGGAGUUUGUGGCGGCGUUUGAGGAGCAGGCGGCGCGAGUCUCCUGGAUCGCUUCCAUAGGAAUCGCGGUGCAGCAGUUCGGGAGCCCAGUGGGCAGUGCCCUGAGCACGAAGUUCGGACCCAGGCCUGUGGUGAUGGCUGGAGGCAUCUUGGCUGCAUUAGGGAUGCUGCUCGCCUCCUUUGCUACCUCUUUGACCCACCUGUACCUGAGUAUUGGGCUGCUCUCAGGAUCUGGCUGGGCCUUGACCUUCACUCCAACCCUGGCCUGCCUGUCCCGUUACUUCUCUCGCCGGCGGUCCCUGGCCACCGGGCUGGCGCUGACGGGCGUGGGCCUGUCCUCCUUUGCUUUUGCCCCACUCUUCCAAUGGCUGCUCAGCCACUAUGCCUGGCGGGGGGCCCUACUGCUGGUGUCUGCCCUCUCCCUCCACUUGGUGGCCUGUGGUGCUCUGCUCCGCCCACUCUCCCUGGCUGAGGACCCUGCUGUGGGUGGCCCCGGGGCCCAGCUCACCUGCCUCCUCCAUCACGGCCCCUUCCUCCGUUACACUGUGGCCCUGACCCUGAUCAACACGGGCUACUUCAUCCCUUAUGUGCACCUGGUGGCCCAUCUCCGGGACCUGGAUUGGGACGCACUUCCUGCUGCCUUCCUACUCUCGGUGGCUGCUAUUUCUGACCUUGUGGGGCGAGUGGCUUCUGGGUGUCUAGGGGAUGCAGUCCCAGGGCCUGUGGCAAGACUCCUGAUGCUCUGGACCACCCUGACGGGGGUGAUACUCGCCCUGUUCCCUGUGGCUCAGGCUCCCACAGCCUUGGUGGCUCUGUCUGUGGCCUAUGGCUUCACAUCAGGGGCUCUGACCCCAGUGGCCUUCUCCGUGCUGCCUGAACUGGUGGGGACCGGAAGGAUAUACUGUGGCCUGGGACUGGUGCAGAUGGUAGAGAGCAUCGGGGGGCUGCUGGGGGCCCCUCUGUCAGGCUACCUCCGGGAUGUGACAGGCAACUACACAGCUUCUUUUGUGGUGGCGGGGGCCUUCCUUCUUGCAGGGAGUGGCGUUCUCAUCACUCUGCCCCACUUCUUCUGCUUCUCAGCUCCUACCUCCAAGGCCCAGGACCCUGUAACAGAGGUGCUGCCCAAGGAGGGCCUGGGAGAGGACUGAACGCCAAGACGGGGAGAGUCAGACCCCGAAAGCCAGAGGUUGGCGGCUCCCGGUGUUCGCCUGCCCCACCUUGGCACCCACAGACCACAGUGCCUUAGCAUCAAGAUCCGCCUCCCGCCAGAGCAGGCUUGGGGCUCCUGGGAUGGCUGUGCCCACCCUUUGUAUUCCGUGGAGGGUUCUUACCUCUUCUUUGCUCCUGUGACCUGUUCUGAAGGAUCAGGAGUUCAGCCUGCUCCAGACAGCUGACCACAGAGUGUGGAAAUCAAAGGCCAAGAGACUUACCCUGUUUCACGUGAUCUCCUAGUGUUGCCUCCUAAGUUUCUUCCCUGAAGACAGAUCUUUGGGGAAGAGGGAUGUCCCUUUGAGAUUCAACUGAUGAAGAAAACUGGAUGAUCAUCAGAACCUCAAAAAGAGCCGGGGCCCACAUGCUUGGGUUGGCUGAGGGGAGGUAGCCAGGAGUUCCGGUGACCCCGAGCAUUUAAACCCUGGACUCUGCUCUCUCACCACAGUUGUUCCCACUUGCCCACUGACCUCCUCUUUCCCACUCUCCCCUGUAACUUAGAAAAGGAAGAAAGAAAAUAGUGAAGAACAUGGUGGGGGGUGCUAGUUUGGGAGGGGGAGAUAAAGCUAAAAAAGCUGAA